AUGUUCAAAUUUUUAAACUGUGUUACUCAAGACCCCUCUUUCCUACAGACUGUUACAAACAGUUGGGGACAACAUGCACAAGGUACUGCUAUGUUUAUAUUGUGGAGCAAACUAAAAAGGAUCAAAUCUGCCAUAACUCCCCUCAUAAAAAAGUUAGUGAUAUCCAAGAACAAAUUUGCACGGAAAGACCUUAAUCAAAUUGAGGAGAAGAUUUUGAUGCAACAAUCGAAAAUAACAUGGCUUAAAUUGGGCGACAGUAAUAACUCUUACUUCCACACUUUGGUUAAAGAAAAGAACAAGCAGAAGGGGGUUCACACUAUCACAUCUCUUCAAGGAGAGACACUAUACCAACAUAAAGACAUUGAGAGAGAAGUUUUGAGUUUCUAUACCAAUCUCAUCUGCACUAACGCAUCAGAACUAAAGGGCAUAGACAUAGCUGCUGCGAGGCGAGGAACGACGAUUUCUGUAGAAAAAGCUCUUCGACUUAUAAGGCCUGUUGAUGAAGGUGAAAUUUGGAAUGCUCUGAAUUCUAUUGGUAAUUGUAAAGCUCCAGGUAUAGACGGUUUUAAUGCACACUUUUUCAAGACAACAUGGUCUGUUAUCAAACAGGAUGUUAUAUCAGCCAUACUUGAAUUUUUCAGCACAAGCAGAAUGCUCAGAGCAGUAAACUGCUCUUUAAUCACUUCAAUUUCCAAAUCAGAUGCAACCACUAUCAUAAAGGAUCUGUGA
Molecule: messenger RNA, 729 nt
Organism: Lathyrus sativus (Indian pea)
Lineage: Eukaryota; Viridiplantae; Streptophyta; Magnoliopsida; Fabales; Fabaceae
Source: the annotation of a GenBank genome assembly